CAGUGAACAUUAAGCGGAGCAGACCAAAAUCCCAAACAAGGAAAUGGUGGGGGAAUAAAACGACCAGAUUAUUUAAUUAAUGCAUGUAAUAAUUAAUAUUUUAUUUUAUUGUAAAUUAAGACGUAUUUAUGGGUUAAAAUGGAUUACGACUUCAAAACAAAGCUGGCGGCCGAGAGAGAGAGAGUAGAAGAUCUGUUCGAAUAUGAAGGUUGCAAAGUGGGUCGAGGCACCUACGGGCACGUUUAUAAAGCUAAGCGCAAAGACGGGAAAGAUGAGAAGGAUUAUGCACUGAAACAAAUAGAAGGCACUGGAAUAUCGAUGUCUGCGUGCAGGGAAAUCGCUCUGUUACGAGAACUGAAACACCCAAAUGUGAUCGCCCUGCAGAAAGUGUUCCUGUCUCACAGUGACAGAAAGGUUUGGCUCCUCUUUGACUAUGCUGAACAUGACCUUUGGCACAUCAUCAAGUUCCACCGCGCCUCCAAGGCCAACAAGAAGCCCAUGCAGCUGCCCCGUGGGAUGGUGAAGUCUCUCCUGUAUCAGAUUCUGGAUGGGAUCCAUUACCUCCAUGCCAACUGGGUGCUCCACAGGGAUCUGAAACCAGCUAACAUCCUGGUGAUGGGGGAAGGUCCUGAACGAGGAAGAGUUAAAAUCGCUGACAUGGGUUUUGCCCGACUCUUUAACUCUCCACUGAAGCCGUUGGCAGACCUUGACCCCGUGGUGGUGACAUUCUGGUACAGGGCCCCUGAGCUGCUGCUGGGGGCCCGGCACUACACCAAAGCUAUCGAUAUUUGGGCGAUUGGCUGCAUCUUUGCAGAGCUGUUAACGUCCGAGCCCAUCUUUCACUGUCGCCAGGAAGACAUCAAGACCAGUAACCCCUUCCAUCAUGAUCAGCUUGACAGGAUAUUCAGUGUCAUGGGAUUCCCUGCAGAUAAGGACUGGGAAGACAUCAGGAAGAUGCCAGAGUACCCAACACUGCAGAAAGACUUCAGGAGGACAACGUAUGCAAACAGUAGUUUAAUCAAAUACAUGGAGAAGCAUAAAGUGAAACCUGACAGCAAAGUUUUUCUGUUGCUCCAGAAACUCCUCACCAUGGACCCCACCAAAAGAAUCACAUCAGAGCAGGCACUGCAGGACCCGUACUUCCUAGAGGACCCCUUACCAACCACUGAUGUGUUUGCUGGGUGUCAGAUCCCCUAUCCAAAACGAGAGUUUUUAAAUGAAGAUGAACCAGAGGAGAAAACAGAGAAGAACCAGACCCAGCAGCACCAGCAGACGACAGGCCAAACUCAGGCCCAGAACCAGCAGCAGACAGCAGCCCAGCAGGCCCCCUCCCAGCAGAGCUCGGCCCAAACCAAUGGGACGGCUGGAGCCACGGGGGGCACCACCGGUGGGGGUUUACAACACGGCCAGGACCAAGGGCCCCCCAACAAGAAACCUCGUAUUGGGCCCUCUGGGGCCUCCUCAGGCACUGGGGUGCUACAGUCAGAGUACCAGCACUCCGGCCCUCGCCUUGGUUACCAAAGCAACGUCCAAGGUUCCACUCAGCCCCAGAGCACCAUGGGAUACUCGUCAUCAUCCCAGCAGAGCUCCCAGUACUCCCACCAGACCCACCGUUACUGAGGCUCCCAGUCACUCCUGAACCA
Molecule: messenger RNA, 1643 nt
Organism: Acanthopagrus latus (yellowfin seabream)
Lineage: Eukaryota; Metazoa; Chordata; Actinopteri; Spariformes; Sparidae
Gene: cdk19
Product: cyclin-dependent kinase 19
Exons: 13
Coding region: 139-1620 (493 amino acids)
Biological process (GO): protein phosphorylation
Cellular component (GO): mediator complex; cytosol; nucleus
Molecular function (GO): ATP binding; RNA polymerase II CTD heptapeptide repeat kinase activity; cyclin-dependent protein serine/threonine kinase activity
Source: RefSeq, a predicted model, not a curated record